Molecule: messenger RNA, 1570 nt
Organism: Drosophila innubila
Lineage: Eukaryota; Metazoa; Arthropoda; Insecta; Diptera; Drosophilidae
Gene: kermit
Product: PDZ domain-containing protein GIPC3
Exons: 2
Coding region: 418-1437 (339 amino acids)
Molecular function (GO): protein binding
Source: RefSeq, a predicted model, not a curated record
ACGGACGUAGUUGAAAUGAACGUGAGAACGGAGAAAAGCGAAUAAUAAAUGUAGUCCGAAACUUUUCUUAUCUCCUGUCUUUCCCUCUCUUUCUUUCUGACUCUCGGUCUCAUUCUUACUACACUUAUCACGAGCUUGUCAAAUAUUGAAAUCUUAUCAACUGGAAACAACUUUGCAAAAGUUUUUGUUAACAGAAAAAAAGGAAAAGUUUCUUCAAUUUCAUUGUGUAUUUUUGUGUCGCGACAUUUAAUAUGUAAUACUGUAUUUUAUUUGGAAUAUUAAGCGUAACUUGCAUAUAAUUAAUACAAGUGUUGGAUCAAAAUAAAAGAGAGGGAGAGAACUACAAGUGGAGAAUUGCCCAGAGAGUACUGAGAACUAUACCGAAAAUAGUUAAGAGUUAAAGAAAAACUUACAAAGAUGCCGCUAUUUGCCCGUAAAUCUUCGAAGAAUGCAUCGGAUCAUAGCGAUAUAAGCCAAGAGAGCAAACGAUCUUCAAUGAGCAGCGGUCCAACAUUGCACAACAACAACAGCAAUCAUAGUAAUAACAAUAACAACAACAAUGAACUGGAUAAGAAGCCUCCACUGAUCUUUCACUGCCAGCUGGCACAUGGAAGUCCAACGGGUUUGAUAACAGGAUUUGCCAGCGUUCGUGAGCUCUACAAGAAGAUUGCCGAAUGCUUUGAUAUGUCCGAGGAUGAUAUACUCUUUUGUACCCUCAACUCGCAUAAGGUGGACAUGACCCGUCUACUUGGUGGACAAAUUGGCUUGGACGAUUUCAUAUUUGCCCAUCGCAAAGGUCGACCCAAGGAAAUUGAGAUUGUGAAGACACAGGAUGCAUUGGGAUUGACCAUCACAGAUAACGGGGCCGGCUAUGCGUUCAUCAAGCGCAUCAAGGAGGAUUCAAUUAUUGAUCGAAUCGAGCAUAUUGCCGUGGGGGAUCAUAUCGAGAAGCUGAAUGGCUUAAAUAUGGUGGGCAAGCGUCAUUAUGAGGUGGCGCGUAUGCUGAAAGACAUUGCCACGGGAGAGACGUUCACGUUGCGUUUGGUUGAGCCCAUUCGCAGUGGUUUCCAGGGUAUUGGACCGCGCAGUCAAUCACGUGCCUCCUCAUCCGGCGGCGGCGGCAAUGCUGGUCGCAAUUAUGGCAGCGGUAAGGAGACGCUGCGCUUUAAGGCCAAUGGCAAUGCACAGAUUGAGCCCAAAUUCGAUGAGGCCACAUCGGCGGGCGUUGAGGCAAUCAAUAAUCUUCUUGAGUCGUUUAUGGGCAUCAAUGAUACGGAAUUGGCAUCACAGAUUUGGGAUCUGGGUGACAACAAGUCCAAUUCCAUGGACUUUGCUGAGGCCAUUGAUAAUUCCGAUUUGGAGUCUUUCGGUUUCACCGAUGAUUUCAUUAUCGAACUGUGGGGUGCUAUUACGGAUGCGCGUCGCAAGAGCAAAUAGAAACUAGAAUCCUAACCUUAUCAUAUCCAUAUGCUUGCAUUUCCGUUAGGGUUCUCUUUAUAAGCUAGUAAAACGCUUAACUAAUGCAACAAGAAAAAUCAAUAAAAAAAAAGAGGAAAAGAAAUCAUUACUU